Molecule: messenger RNA, 3750 nt
Organism: Heterobilharzia americana
Lineage: Eukaryota; Metazoa; Platyhelminthes; Trematoda; Strigeidida; Schistosomatidae
Source: the annotation of a GenBank genome assembly
AUUAAACCUGGCGACGACCUUGAAAUAAGCUGCGUCAAUUCAAAUUCAAUGCUGCUACAUAUGACUGUAUUGAAUAAUGCUUCAAGCUGAGGUGCUUUAUCCACUGGGAAUAUUCAUGCUGUCUCUUUUGGUGUUGUUCGUUUAUUUUCACCAACUCUGCUUCUUUUUUAUAUCUCUGUAUACAGCUCGAUAUUUAAUGUAUCCAAAAAGACCGACCACACUACUCGAAGCACCUGGAGUUUCAGUUGUAAAACCCUUAAUGGGUAUUGAUGGUUGUCUACGUGAGAAUCUCUUAAGUCACUUCACAAUGAACUAUCCUCGGUUCGAACUGCUAUUCUGUGUCCAAAAUGAAAAUGAUCCGGUUAUUCAGUUAUUGCAAUCACUGUGUGAGCUAUAUCCUCAUGUAAAUGUCCGAUUAUUUAUUGGAGGUAAAGAUGGAGUAAUCAAUCCUAUGGUUCAUAAUAUGGUACCAGCCUACGAAGCUGCAAAAUAUGAUCUUGUUUGGGUUAGUACAAGUCGUGUAAAAGCAUCUACAGAGGUUAUCUGGGAUUUUGUUGAUAAAGCCAAUGAUCCGUCAGUUGCCAUCGUUCAUCAGUUACCAUUUUUCUCUGAUCAUCCGGGUUUCGUAGCUGCUAUAGAAAAGGUUACAUUUGGGUGCUACAUGGCUCGAAGUUAUGUGGCAUUAAAUCAGUUAGGUGUGACAUGCUUUACAGGUAUGUCAUAUAUUGUCAGAAAAUCAAUGUUGGAUGAAGUCGGUGGGCUUGCCUAUUUUGGCAAGUAUUUAGCUGAAGAUUACUUUCUUAGUUCUGCACUGUGUGAAAAAGGUUAUCGUAUAGUUAUGUCAUCAUAUCCAGUAAUGCAAAAUGUUGGUGAUAGUACAUUGGUGAAUUAUAUUAGAAGAAUGGUUCGCUGGCUUCGACUACGGUUAAAUAUGUUACCGUUGGUUUCAGGAGUAUUGGAACCAUUGAGUGAAUCAAUAACUCUUGGUUUAUUAUUUUCAUUAACCAUGGAAUACUUAUUUGAUGUUAAAUUUAUACAGCUGCUUGUGGCGCAUUUUACAAUGUGGAUUAUACUGGAUUAUACACUUUUGCGUUGUAUACAGAAUUCGAAACUUCCAUUCUCACUUCCAAUAUUUCUACUAGCCUGGAUAACUCGAGAAUUGUUGGUUUUUGUUGUGUUUAUCAAAGCACUAUCAAAUCCCUGGUGUAUUAAAUGGGGUAACUAUUAUUAUCGCGUAUAUUUAGGUGGAUUAACUCAACGUCUACCAAGUAAUAAUUCUACUUCCACCUCUUUUGUCAAGAAUAUUCUAUUUAUGAAGAACACAAACUUUAACCAUGAACCAUUAAAAUGGAUAAAGAAAAUAUUUGAAAAGCGUAUAUCAACAGAAAAAAAUGCUCAAAACGAGGCAAACAAUCUUUUAAAUUCAUUUUAUUCGAAUGAAGCAGAAGAAAAUGACUAUAACUGCUCAAAUAAAGAAGUAUUCAGUAAUAAUUCAUACAAUCCUAAUUCAUCAUCGAAGCAACAGUUCACUCCAGUGAUAAUUGAUUCAAAAGAUCAUUCAUCUUCAUCGAUGGCAGGUUUAUCAUGUUUUAUGAAUAAAAGUGACAUCGAUAAGAUUGUUAAUAAUCAUGUUGGUAACAAAAACAUCAGAAAAACUAUGAUUAGUGUUAAUACUUCUAGAGUGAAUUAUGAUGAAAGUAAUCUGAACGAUUUUAUUGCCAACAGCUCUAGAAAUACAGCGAGUAGGAAAAUCACUGAGACUAUUGAAAACAAAUUCGCAAGUGAUAUGCACAUCAAUACUACCGAUGCUGAUAGCAGCAGUAGUACCGGUCUUCUUAAUGCUUUUGUCAGCAGUAUAUCAGGCUUUUAAAAAUAUCUUCUUUUCAAAACUUGUGUCAUGAUUCACUAGUAAAGUAAAACCUGAUACAAAUUAUAAAACUUAUUGAAAAUACCGCGUCUGUGUUUUUAAUGUUCUGGUACGAGAAUGCUGUGAAUCCAAAAUGUGAUAAUCAAAUUUACACACACACACACACACAUACAGCUAGGCAAUACACUAUGUCUACUUAUUACCAAAAUUCAAGUCAGGUUCUAUCUUAAAUAAACUAGCUCAUUAAGGAUAAAUUUCUCUUGUGCAUCUUUCCAUUUACAAUAUUUUGAUGACAUUAUUGUUAGUGACUAUACUGUACUAAUCGCCUCUUCCUAUCGUUUUUUUCCGGUAAGUAACAGAUAUUUUUAUUUAAAAAACACUUACUUUUUAAUUUUAUAAAUGGAUAACUUUCCCUCGUAUAUUUUUUCUUUAUGUUUGAAUUUCUUCAUAAAUAGAGAUGUUUUUCACUUCUGGUAUGUUUGAAAAAUUCUCAGACAUGAAAAGAAAAUAUUGUAUGUUGAUCAUCUAGUUCUAGAGGUAUUUCUUUCCAAGAAACCUACACACUUUCAGAUAUAUCAUCCCACUCAGGACAAAAAAAAUGUGAUAUCUAUUUGAAUGCUAGAAUGUUUUAUUCUUCGCUGUACAGGUUUGUCUCUCUGUUUAGUUGCAUCUUUAUUUAGCGCUGUUUGUGCCUGUCGAUAUACCCAACAGCAUGUAUAUACGUUAAUUCACGAUGCCACUACAUAUUCUGGGAAAUAAUAUGAUAUAUUCGAUUAUAUCUGUUCUUUUUUAAUUUUCUCAAAAAAAAUGAAUAAAUUCAAAAGUAAACAGUUAAAACAGUAACGAAGUGCAUUUUUUUUGUAGACUCGACCACACAUAUGCAAAUUCAUACCUGAAUAAAUCAUAUUCUGUGUAUAAGCUUUUUUCAGUUUCAGAAAAUAGUAAUUACUCUCCAUUUUUAUGAUUUAGAAUCCCUUUUGAAUAUCAUUCCUACUACACAUCACAAUAUUUAUUCAAUCGGCUGGGAGCAAAAAUCAAUCAUCUAUUACCGAUACUACUUCGACACAUAACAUCUAUCAUUUUUACUGUAUAAUAUGAUUGUUAGUAAUUUUUAUUAUCUACUUUCAAAGUUGAUGUGCAAUAAUAUGAUGAAAUAAAGGAAAUUGUUGUCAAUUUUGAUUUUAUUUUGUAUAUAUUGUUCCACAGUAGUCGACUCAAAGUUUACCAGUUUACCUCUUACACUCAUUUUUGGUACCAAGCCUACAAUGUAGAAUUUAAUUAUAACAUUUAUGGGUGUUAUCUACACUCCUUUUUUUUAUUGUAGUGUGUGUGUGCAAUUAAUUCAUUCAUUUAAGUACCCGAUAUCUUAUCCUGGAAACUGAAAUGAUCAUUUGUUUAUCUUUUUUUACUUGGAUUUUCCUUCGUUUUUAUUUAUUUGGCCAGUUUUUGUUUCUUCUUUUCGAUAUAUAAUUUGGUUCCUUGUGUAUGUUUUGAUUUUUGUUACUAUCACCAAAUAUCACAGAAAUGAACAAUCAUAAUAUUUACUUAACCAACUGUUUACUCAUAAAUUCAGUGCCAAAAACACAAAUAAUCAUGUACAAAAGCUGGUAUAAAGCACGCAACGUAAAACAAUGUAGUCUAAUCUAUUUACUAUUUAUUUUGUUUUGCUAACUUUUACUUCUUACCAGUGUUUUUGUUGUUGCUAUAAUUACCACUUGUAGUAAUAUCAUUAUAAUCAAGGCUGUAAUUAUUGCUACUAAUUGUGUUAUUUAGUAUGGUCAGUGUUUGAUUCAUCUGUAUAUGAAGAAAGUAACAUUCAUACCAUUAUAUUGUCUUAACUUAUGAACCGGUGAACCUUACGAACAUUUACUAAAUUGAAUGUG